AUGGCGGAUUCCCAUGCGUUGCCCGAAACCCAAUUAGCAUCUGAGAUCAAUGAUCAGCUCGAACGAAAAGACAUAAUCACUUUUAUGGAUGCUAAAUGGUACAAUGCUGCAGCAGAAGGCCAAAUCAACCCGUUCAGACAUUACACAGACCCUCUAGAUCUUUUGCGUACCCCAAAUCAAAAUACAGUCCUGCAUGUUUACAUCACAGCAGUACAAAAUGAAACGGAAGAAUCCACUGAAUUUGUGAAAUUAGUUAGCAGAAAGUGUCCAUCGCUGCUAGCUGAGCCCAACAUCAAAGGUGAAACCCCACUGCACAUUGCAGCAAGAUUCGGGCACAAAAAUAUAGUCGAAUUUCUUAUUCAUAGCAUCAAAAAGGCUCAAUUCGAAGACCUUGAGAGAGGCGCAGAGGCAUCAACAAGUGAUAAGAUGCUGAAGAAGACAAGCACAGACGAAGACACGGCCUUACAUGAGGCUGUGAGAAAUAAUCAUCCUCAAGUGGUGGAAAUAUUGAUUAGAGAAAAUCCUGAAUUUGCGAACACAGCUAAUGCCGCAGGAGAAAGCCCGCUUUACCUUGCAGCGGUGAGAGAGAACACUAGCAUUGCUUCUAAGAUAUUGGAGAUAUGUCUCUCACCUGCAUACACCGGUCCCAACGGUAGAACAGCUUUGCACGAAGCUGUGAUAAGUGGAGAUGCAGAUUUGACAAGAAAAAUACUGGAUAAAAACAGCAGUCUGACCAGAGAACAAGACAAAGAAGGAUGGACUCCGCUGCAUUAUGCUUCCUACUUCAAUCUUCUUCCAAUUGUGGAAAUGUUACUUGAAGAUGAUAACAAAUCUGCUGCCUAUAUUGGCGAAAAUUAUGGAAAGACACCUCUUCAUAUUGCAAUUCUCAAUGGCAAUAGCCAUUUAAAGAGGCCGGAAUGUUCUCCAUUUUGCUGUGGAAAGCGGCAGUUUUGA
Molecule: messenger RNA, 954 nt
Organism: Hevea brasiliensis (rubber tree)
Lineage: Eukaryota; Viridiplantae; Streptophyta; Magnoliopsida; Malpighiales; Euphorbiaceae
Product: ankyrin repeat-containing protein At5g02620-like
Exons: 3
Coding region: 1-954 (317 amino acids)
Molecular function (GO): protein binding
Source: RefSeq, a predicted model, not a curated record